Molecule: messenger RNA, 1770 nt
Organism: Cucumis melo (muskmelon)
Lineage: Eukaryota; Viridiplantae; Streptophyta; Magnoliopsida; Cucurbitales; Cucurbitaceae
Exons: 14
Coding region: 149-1540 (463 amino acids)
Biological process (GO): attachment of GPI anchor to protein; protein localization to cell surface
Cellular component (GO): membrane; GPI-anchor transamidase complex
Source: RefSeq, a predicted model, not a curated record
GAAAAGUAAGUAUUUCUGUAGCGUCGGCCCAUCUUUCUCCUUCCGUGAAGAAAACAGGCAGCAGCUUUGUGCUUCAACCUUCUCCUCCGAUCGCCUGCAGUCUACCGCACGCCAUCGACCGUCGCGGAAGGAACAAAUUGAAGAGAAAAUGAAGAAAAAGAAAGGAAAUUUUUGGAUAUGGAUGAUGUUGUCAGUGAUUUUCAGGCUCCUUAUGAUAUAUUUUCCCAAUCUGAAUCUGUCCUCUCGGCCCGAGGUCGCCACACCUCUAACAAGCAUUCAUCGAUUGGCUGAGGGUUACUGGUUGAAACAGUCGUCAAUGUCUCCCUAUACAGGAUCUAUGUAUCAUGGCUCUCCUCUGUUACUGUCUCUUCUAGGGCCAUUGACUGUCAAAAGGAUUAAAGGGCAACCAGACCAUCUUUUAUGCAGUUUUGCUUUUGUGGUUGCAGAUGUUCUGAGUGCGUUGCUUAUUCGUGGAAUUGGUCAGAAUCUUCAGAGGGCAUACUAUCAAAGUUUGAAACUACUAAAAGUUAAAUUAUCAAAAAACUCAGAGAUUUUCCCAGCUGGAGAUAUUGCUUCUCUUGUGUACGUAUGGAAUCCUUUCACAAUAGUUGCAUGUGUGGGUUUGUCCACAUCUCCAAUCGAGAAUCUAGCCAUUGUGCUUACUCUUUAUGGAGCAUCAAAAGGACAGGUUCCGUUGGCUGCUUUUGGAUUUGUCAUGGCAACCCAUCUAUCUCUUUAUCCUGUAAUUCUGAUAAUUCCGGUAGUCCUUCUAUUAGGUAAUGGCUUAGAUGCUCCUCCUAGGAAAUUCUUCUUUGAAAGGACUCGUAGUAGAGUUGUUGAAAGACCUUCAAAUGAUAGCUGUAGUCAGCAAGAGGAAGUGAUCAAUCAGCCUGAAGUACCAAAUGGUUUCUCACUGAGGCCAGUCAUGUAUUUCUUAUUAUGGGUUUCUUUAUUUUCUGCUUAUCUGCUGCUUCUCUGUGGUGUAUCUCUCAAACAGUUUGGUGGACUGUGGGAGAUGUUUAGAAGCACAUAUGGCUUUAUUCUCACCGUGCAAGAUUUGUCCCCUAAUAUUGGAGUUCUAUGGUACCUUUUUGCAGAAGUGUUUGAGUUCUUCAGGGACUUUUAUUUAAUAGUGUUUCAUAUCAACAUUUUGUUUAUGAUAUUGCCAUUGUCCAUACGUCUCUGCCAUCGACCUUUGUUUCUGGCUUUUGUGCUUCUUUCUAUUUCUGCCAUGUUGAAGUCUUACCCUUCGGUGGGAGACUCAGCUUUGUACUUAAGUUUUAUGGGAUUAUUUAUAGACGAAUUAGUUGAUUUGGAGUUCUCAUUCUUUCUAUUCUGUGGGUAUAUUGGGAUUUCCCUGCUCAGCCCUGUGAUGCACAACCUUUGGAUAUGGAGGGGAACUGGCAAUGCAAAUUUCUACUUUGCAAAUGCUAUGGCUUAUGCUUGCUUCCAGAUCGUUCUAGUGGUUGAGAGUGUAAGUACAAUGCUGAAUCAUGAUCGGAAGCUAAGGAAGCUAUCUGCAAUGAAGCUUUCACGAUAGAUAGUUAAACUCCAAGUUAUAGCACCCAAAACCUCAAAGAAAAAUUACCCUUUUGUAAUGGGAAAAGAAUUAUUGAUUACCACUUACCUCAACUUUGAACCUCUUUUCUCUCAUCAGAUUAAAACUGGUAAAAUCAAUUACCAUCUACUAAUUGGAUUUUUUUGUGUAUUUCUUAGAUUUGUAAUUUUUUGUAGACGUUUAUGUAGUACUUUUUCUUUUUGGUGUUGACA